Messenger RNA from Cannabis sativa, 993 nucleotides. RefSeq lists its product as uncharacterized. Gene Ontology annotation, molecular function: nucleic acid binding. The record is from RefSeq and is a predicted model, not a curated record. The coding region runs from base 1 to 993 and encodes 330 amino acids. The transcript has 2 exons. Gene Ontology annotation, biological process: DNA integration. NCBI's taxonomy places the organism in Eukaryota, Viridiplantae, Streptophyta, Magnoliopsida, Rosales, Cannabaceae.
AUGAUGCCAUUAAAUCCUAUUCUUAUUGUUGAAAUAUUUGAUGUUUGGGGCAUUGAUUUUAUGGGUCCAUUUCCUAAUUCUUUUGGUAAUUUAUACAUUCUUGUUGGUGUUGAUUAUGUGUCUAAAUGGGUAGAAGCUAUUGCAUGUCACACUAAUGACCAUAAAGUUGUGCUUAAGUUUUUGAAAGAAAAUAUUUUCUCACGAUUUGGUUCACCACGUGCCAUCAUUAGUGAUAAUGGUACACACUUUUGUAAUAGGCCUUUUGAACAUUUAAUGAAACAAUAUGGCAUUACACAUAAAGUCACUACACCUUAUCACCCACAAACUAGUGGUCAAGUUGAAAUAUCAAAUAGGGAGAUUAAGCACAUCUUAGAGAAAUCUGUCAACCCCACUAGGAAAGAUUGGUCCCUAAGACUCAUUGAUGCAUUAUGGGCAAUCGUACUGCAUACAAAACGCCCAUUGGAAUGUCUCCCUAUAGACUUGUUUAUGGGAAGGCAUGCCACUUACCCGUUGAGACAAAGAAUUAACAAGUUACCUCAUGUAAUAUACUAUGCUAGCAAAACUUUAAAUGAAGCUCAAUUGAAUUACACUACAACUGAAAAAGAAUUGCUUGCUGUUGUGUUUGCAUUAGAGAAGUUUAGGUCUUAUUUGUUAGGAUCUAAAAUAAUUGUCUAUUCUGAUCAUGCUGCAUUGAAAUAUCUCUUGUCAAAAAAAGAUGCUAAAUCUCGUUUAAUUCGUUGGAUCUUGCUUUUACAAGAAUUUGAUUUAGAGAUACGUGAUAAAAAAGGUUCUGAAAAUGUUGUAGCUGAUCAUUUGUCUAGAAUUGUUGUUGAAACUAAUCAUGAUUCCACCACUAUCAUUGAAACUUUUCCUGAUGAACAACUCAUGCAUGUAUCUUCUUUUCCUUGGUAUGCUGAUAUUGUCAAUUAUUUGGUCACUGGUGAAAUUCCUUCUCAUUGGUCUAAACAAGAUAAAUCUAAAUUUUAUCUUUGA